Messenger RNA from Octopus bimaculoides (California two-spot octopus), 3599 nucleotides. RefSeq lists its product as uncharacterized. Gene Ontology annotation, molecular function: DNA-binding transcription factor activity, RNA polymerase II-specific. The record is from RefSeq and is a predicted model, not a curated record. Gene Ontology annotation, biological process: regulation of transcription by RNA polymerase II. Lineage: Eukaryota; Metazoa; Mollusca; Cephalopoda; Octopoda; Octopodidae. Gene Ontology annotation, cellular component: nucleus.
UUUUUCUGUCUCCUUGUAAUGCAUUUUUAAAAAGAAAAUAUUUGUUACUCUACUCUUUUCGUUUCGCCAUUUCAAGUAAACUACAGUGUUUACAAAACAAAAUUCCAUCCUCUAUUAUUUUUUUAUCGCCGUAAUUUUCAUCCUCCCCUCCUUCACUUAUUAUUAUUUGUUUUUUUUUAGGAAAGUCUCUUAGCAUAUUCAAGUUAUAAAUUAAGAUGCUUUGAAUUAAAAAUCUUGAAAGUUGCGGGGAAACAAAUCGAGGUUGAACAUCGAUCACCAUCCUUCCUUUUUAGUUUCUCUUUCACAAUUGGCCUCUGUACAUUGGGCUACAAGCCGUCUGCAGUAAACCCUGUUUUGAGCAUAGUCGCCUACAUUUUACCAGCUGAUUUUUCGAUGUUUGAAGGUGGAACCAUUAUAUCCUUCUCUUGCAAGUUUCACUCUUCUUUUUGCCAUAAUCUCCUGCACUCUGUGCAGAUUGACUCUUCUCUGGUCUUUAGAUUAUAUAACUGUCGGUGAUUUUGAGUCUUCUGCAUAGACACCGUUGGUGGAAUGCAUUCAGCUCAAGAGUUACUUGGUAGUCAUAUCUCAAGAUUCUCCUCCAUAGAUUGCUAUUGACAGGACAAUGCUUGCUACCAUCGGAUUUUCAUACGAUUGCUGAUUGAAGUGCUACCCAGAUUUCGUUGUUCCUCUGAACACUUCUACUGCACACCUGAUUCAGGAGUUGACAUCUCCUCUCUAUCCCUGCACCACCUCUGUAAUAAUAAUGCUGUCUGAUAUCGGGUUCUUGAUUUACAAGUAUUUAUGUCACUUCUUGCCCACCGGCUUGCAUUACCUUGGUUUUCUUGGAGUUGAUCCACAGACCUGUUUUUGCCAUUUCUUCGGCCACUCUGUCAUUUGCAGGAGCAUUGAACUUGAUUCUGCCAGGAAUGCAAUGUCAUCAGCAUAGUUCAGAUCCAUUAGGUGUCUGCCUACAGUCCACACCUCUCAUUAGAAUGUCUUUAAACACAGUUGCAGUUCAGAUUCACAAAAUUGCUGUGCGUGAUUAACAACUGCAUGGCUACAAUAUCCAGGGUAUUUGAAAACUGAAGAUGUUAUCAAGGAAACAAGAGACUUUAUUUGUAUAUUUUCAGUUCUAUCUCUGUGAAACAUUUCUCAUGGAUUCCAAUAGAUUUCCUUUAUUGGCGGCACAUAAUUACAUAGACUCCAUAUUAUUUUUGUGGUGCUGUAUCAUCAACAUUUACUGAGGCUUUCCUCUUACAUAAUGCCUUUCAUAACUUUAAAUGACUGAUGUCUAAGUUCAAGAUUCCAUCUUACCCAGUUCCCUUAUGACUGAAAAAAAAGUCUUCAUUGAAAAUAUUUGGAAAAAUAUUUCUCUGAUGAAAAUUACAGAAGAAAAGUAGUUUUUCUAUUUUGCAAAGAAGAUUUGAAAUUAUGGAGAAGAAAUUGAGUGAGAGUUGCAUUCAUAAUGAAAGAGAGCCUGAUAAGGCUCAUACAGGGAAGAUAUACCUGUGUGACAUCUGUGGGAAGUCUUUUAAGAUAGGAAGAUAUUUAAUCCAACAUAAAUUAAUCCACACAGAUUCAAAACUUUACAAUUGUGAUACAUGUGGUAAAAGGUUCUCUACAAAUCAAUGUUUGUCUAACCACAAACGCAUUCAUACAGGAGAGAAACCAUAUCAUUGUCAUAUUUGUGGUAAAACUUUCUCUCAAAAUAGUAACUUGUUAAACCACAAACGUAUUCAUACAGGGGAAAAGCCGUAUCACUGUGAUAUUUGUGGUAAAUUAUUUUCUAUAAAUAGUAAUUUAUUGAAACAUGUACGUAUGCAUACAGGUGAGAAACCAUAUCAUUGUGAUAUCUGUGGCAAAGCAUUCUCUGUAAAAUGUAGCUUACUGAAACACAAACAUACUCAUACAGGAGAAAAGCCAUUCCACUGUGAUAUUUGUGGUAAAGCAUUUUCUGAAAACAGUAAUUUACUGAAUCACAAACGUAUUCACACAGGUGAGAAACCAUAUCACUGUGAUAUUUGUGGUAAAUCAUUCUCUGAAAAUAGCAAUUUAUUGAAACAUAAGCGCAUGCAUACAGGUGAGAAACCAUAUCAUUGUGAUAUCUGUGGUAAAGCAUUCUCUGUAAACAGUCAUUUGUCUAAGCACAAACGUAUUCACACAGGUGAGAAACCAUACCUGUGUGCUAUCUGUGGUAUGACAUUCUCUCAAAGUUCUAAUUUAUUAACCCAUAAACGUAUUCAUACAGGAGAAAAGCCAUAUCAUUGUGAUAUCUGUGGUAAAACUUUCAAUGCUAAUGGCAAUUUAUCUAACCACAAGCGUAUUCAUACAGGGAAGAAACAAUAUCACUGUGAUAUCUGUGGUAAAUCAUUAUCUCAGAAAGGUCGUUUACUAUCUCAUAAACGUAUUCAUACAGGAGAAAAACCAUACCACUGUGAUAUAUGUAGCAAAAAGUUCUCUACUAAUGAAUAUUUAUCUAACCACAAACGUAUUCACACAGGGGAGAAACCAUACCGCUGUGACAUUUGUGGUAAAGCAUUCUCUGGGAAUAGUCACUUAUUGACUCAUAGACGUAUUCAUACAGGUGAGAAACCAUAUCACUGUGAUAUUUGUGGUAAAUCAUUCUCUGAUGGUAGUCAUUUAUCUAAACACAAACGUAUUCACACAGGUGAGAAACCAUAUCACUGUGAUAUCUGUGGUAAAUCAUUCUCUCAGAAUAUCAAUUUACUAACCCAUCGACGUAUUCACACAGGAGAGAAACCAUAUCAUUGUGAUAUUUGUGGUAAAGCAUUCUCUCUAAAUUGCCAUUUAUCUAAUCACAAACGUAUUCAUACAGGUUAGAAAACAUUCCACUGUGAUAUACAUGUCAGAUAAUACUUUCAACAAAGUAAUUUAUUAACCCUUAAGCAUUUAUAAUUAAUAGAACCAUACAUUUAUAAUAUUUGUGCUAAAACAUUGUCUUAUUAACCUAUUGUCUAAGCAUUAUCAGAUAUAUUUACUCACACACACACACACACACACAAAAGGUAAACCAUGGCUCAGUUCUUUUGUCCAAAUUUAGUUACAUUAAGAUUACUCCCAGAGUCUUCACUAUGGUUUAAAAUGGAUUUAGAUUUCUAGUGUUUCUGGAAUUAAUGUAUAUAUUUUUCACUUUUGAUGUAAAAUGGUAACAAUAAAAUAACCAGUUGUUUCAACACUUAAUUAUCUAAAACAAUUGUUAUUGAGUAGCUUUAAGUCAGUUCUGAUCCAGCAGCAAUCUUAUGGCCCACUAGCAGUGGGUCCUUUCUUAGAAUUAGUUAAGUUUCAUAAUUUGCUAUUUGCCAAAAUAUUCACAAAUUAUUGAACUGUUUGCAAAUUUGACCAAAAAAAAAAAUCUUAUUAUAUUUCAUAAUUUUAGAAAAUGUUCUUUCUGAGAAACGUGUUGUAUAUUUUUUGAUCCCAGCAACAAAAUCAUUUUGACCACAGAUUCUAGCUAGUACUCAAUCUCAGUUAAGUGAAGCCUUACCAACUGUAUGGGUUACAAAAUAUGUCAUUUUUUUUUUUUUACUUGGAAGUAAAUUCUUGCUCACAUCUAAACUUUGUCUUGAAUUCAGUUUAAA